This is a messenger RNA of Dovyalis caffra, 549 nucleotides long. The record is from the annotation of a GenBank genome assembly. NCBI's taxonomy places the organism in Eukaryota, Viridiplantae, Streptophyta, Magnoliopsida, Malpighiales, Salicaceae.
AUGAAGCCUAUGUUACUAGCUCUCUCCUUCCUUCUGUCAACCUCUAUGAUAACACUGUUUUCCGAAGCAGCUAGAGCUUCAGGAAAUGUAUUACGUGACCUUAAAGGCGCUAAAGCUUCAGGAAAUGUAUUACGUGACCUUAAAGGCGACGAGCUUCGCGCUGUAAUAUUCUCAACUUCUGAUGAGGAAAAUGUAAUUACGGAUUCCACUCCAUUAUCCAUCAGUUUUGAUACCAAAUCUAGUUGUGCUGAAUCAACCACAUGGAUAAUUAAAGAAGAUGAGUCCUCAACAUCAGCAGGAUUUUUUGUGACUGUUGGUGGAGCUAAAGAUUAUAGAAACACUGAAUUCAGGUUGAUCAACGAGGGAGGAAUAUUGACUUCCAACUACAAGCUACGAGCCAUCUUCGUGGUUCGUGGCUUAGGCUAUAUCAGUGCUGUUGGUGUCGAAGACAGCCUAGUUGGAGCUAGACGUUUGUCUAUGACAGAGGCACCAUUAUUGGUUUCAUUUAGAAAAGUCGAAGACGAUAUUAACGGAUUAAGAAAUGAGUAA